This is a messenger RNA of Lagopus leucura (white-tailed ptarmigan), 1884 nucleotides long. Its product is annotated as N-acetyllactosaminide beta-1,6-N-acetylglucosaminyl-transferase-like. Gene Ontology annotation, biological process: transforming growth factor beta receptor signaling pathway. Lineage: Eukaryota; Metazoa; Chordata; Aves; Galliformes; Phasianidae. The coding region runs from base 826 to 1884 and encodes 352 amino acids. The record is from RefSeq and is a predicted model, not a curated record. Gene Ontology annotation, molecular function: acetylglucosaminyltransferase activity. The transcript has 4 exons. Gene Ontology annotation, cellular component: membrane.
ACUCGCUGCAAGCACUGCUGCGAUGUGACUGUCCGGUGUCAGCCCUGUGCCUGCCUCGGAGCUCCUUUUCAGAGUUGGACAAUGAUGUCAGCUAAGUAUUCACCUCUCUGAAUCCUCCCUUAACAAGCUGUACUGUUGGGCUGUGAUGGCAUUUUCCAGUUGACUUCUUGGCAGCGUCUGGCAGUUCUCCAUUAUUGCCUGGGACUUUUGCACACCUCCAUUCCAGACCUUUGUCUCCAUCAGAGCCAAGUGUUGGUGAAGAAGACUACACUGGAAGAAGCUCAGCAUGACCAUGACUGCUCCUACUCAUUCUUGACUCCCCAGAGAGAAGUUGCUCUUGAAGAAACUGCAAUAUAUGAGCAAGCUUAACUUCCAGUUCUGUCCAGUGUUCUGCAUUGGUGAACCUUCUGAGGGACAUUCUGGGCACAAGUAUCUUCUGUUACAGCUUAUCACUGUACCUGAUGGGGCUGAAGCCAGUGCAGUCCUCAGUAGCUUUGAACUGAGUGUUUGGGAUCAGGAUGGGAAGAAACAGCCCCAGAGGGCACCAAGAAGAAUCUGCCAGUGCCUGAGAUAGACUGUCUACACAAGUUGGAUGGGUGCUGUGGAGGAACUUCUGUCAACAACACGUUCUCUACUCGUGGUGCUCCCACAUCAAUGAUGACUACAGAUCUACGUUAAAAUCAAGACAUCAGCUGGAUACUGUGCAUUGACCUGAUGGAUGCAUUCCCCAGCAGGAACCAAGAACAGAAAAUGAAAUUAACUCUUUGGGGUGUCUGAUCUGACCUUCUUGUAGGGUUUCACAUGUGACUUCUUUUUCAAGCAGCAAUGAGUGUACUCAGAUAUUGCUUCUUUGUCGUCCUGAUUCUCAGUGUUUCCCUUCCAUUUGUUUUCUAUGCCAUUACUAUACAUGCACAAAAAUCUCUCAGGAGGCUCAAGUUCUCAGUGAGUUCAACUUUAGUAGAAGACUGUAAAGCACUUACUAAAGAUAAGGUGUCCUUUCUGAAGGAAAAUGCUUUAAAAACAUCCUUCGGAGUAUUCAAUUGCAGCGAGUACAUCACACAGAAUCACUACAUCACCCGGGUGCUUUCAGCCAAGGAGGCGGCCUUCCCCCUGGCCUACAUCAUCACCCUGCACAAGGAGUUUGAGACCUUCGAGCGGCUCUUCAGGGCAGUCUACAUGCCCCAAAACGUCUACUGCAUCCACGUGGAUGGCAAGGCGCCGGCCGCCUUGCAGCAAGCGGUGCGGCGCCUGGUGGGCUGCUUCCCCAACGCCUUCCUCGCCUCCCGCACGGAGCGGGUGGUCUACGGCGGUGUGUCCCGCCUGCGGGCCGACCUGCACUGCAUGAGGGACCUGCUGGCCUCGGCCGUACCCUGGCGCUACCUGCUCAACGCCUGCGGGCAGGACUUCCCCUUGAAGACCAACUGGGAGAUCAUCCAGCAUCUGAAAGCCUACAGGGGGAAGAACAUCACUCCCGGAGUGCUGCCACCAGCACAUGUCACUGCACGCACCAAGUAUGUGCACCGGGAGCAAUUAUAUUCUUUCUUUUCCUUCAUGCUGCCGACGUUUGUACACAAGGCUCCUCCACCACACAACCUGACCCUCUACUUUGGUUCUGCGUACAUUGCGGUCACCCGGCCCUUUGUAGAGUUUGUGCUGCAGGACCCGCGUGCCAUCGACUUGCUGGCGUGGUCUGAGGACACCUACAGCCCCGAUGAGCACUUCUGGGUGACGCUCAACAGGAUCCCAGAUCUGCUUAAGGAAGAUGUUGCAAUGCAGCAAGUACACCUGCCUUAUGGCAGAAUUUCCAGAAAAAAUAUUCUUGUCCUAUAUCCUCCAUUCAGGCAUUACAGUUUAUCACAGAAUAUAGGAUUAAAAUAUGGUUAA